Messenger RNA from Penicillium chermesinum, 606 nucleotides. RefSeq lists its product as uncharacterized. The record is from RefSeq and is a predicted model, not a curated record. Lineage: Eukaryota; Fungi; Ascomycota; Eurotiomycetes; Eurotiales; Aspergillaceae. The transcript is spliced from 2 exons. The coding region runs from base 1 to 606 and encodes 201 amino acids.
AUGAACAACCCCAUGAUCGCGACCUACCAGCCCGACCCUAGCCGUGACUGGGGAGCACGCCCUAUCCGCGCUCCCAUGGCCGACCAGAGCACCCAUCUCCCCGAAGUGGGGGUUAAAGUCCACUUCCCGCGUAACCCCUUCCACUUGCGCGUCGCCGAGGACUUUGACGAAUGGCAUACUGAAGUAAAGGGACUGUUGCACGGCUGGGGCCUAGACGCGCUGAUCGACAUCAAGAUCCCACGCCCCGAAACUACUAACCCCGGGCCGAUAACUGGCGCCUGUGGUCGUUGGCUGUCCGUGACUGGCUCGCCUCUAACAUGUCCUGGACGCUAUAAUGUUCUGUACAUCGACCGCACCCAGUAUCAGUCCACGGCUUCCUAUGUCCUCCACCUUCGCGACAACUACACCGCUGCGUGGCGGGCUGGCGUGGAGAUCCAGCCUCAGCUCGUCCUGGGUCGCCUCUUUAGGCAGAUACAGGGGGAGCUGCCUUUUUUUGUUCAAGCAUUGACUGAGGACUUGAAUUCUCGUGGCAAUGUCUGGGCGGGCAUUAACUUUGAGUUCGUUAUUGCCUUCUGUAACGCUACUGUUGAUAUGUUGCGGGGCUAG